Messenger RNA from Candidula unifasciata, 786 nucleotides. Lineage: Eukaryota; Metazoa; Mollusca; Gastropoda; Stylommatophora; Geomitridae. The record is from the annotation of a GenBank genome assembly.
AUGUUUGAAGCUCGUCUUGCUCAGGGAUCUAUGUGGAAGAAAAUUUUAGAGUCCAUCAAAGAUUUGCUGAACGAAGCCAUUUUUGAUUGUUCAAGUACAGGCAUCACUUUGCAGGCAAUGGACAGCUCUCAUGUGAGCUUGGUUUCGCUGAGCAUGAAAUCUGAUGGCUUUGAAACAUAUCGAUGUGACAGGAAUCUGUCGAUGGGCAUUCAUUUACCAAGUAUGUCCAAAAUUAUGAAGUGUGCUGGUAAUGAUGACAGCAUCACCAUUAAGGCAGCAGAUGAAGCAGAUACAGUAUCACUGGUGUUUGAGUCACCAAAUCAGGAGAAAGUCUCUGACUACGAGAUGAAACUGAUUGAUCUAGAUACUGAGCACUUGGGCAUUCCGGACACUGAGUACAGCUGUGUGGUGAAGAUGCCAAGUGGAGAGUUUCAGAGAAUCUGCCGGGAUCUCAGUCAGCUGGGGGACUCUGUUGUCAUUGCCUGCACAAAGGAAGGCAUCAAAUUCUCUGCUAGUGGAGAGCUGGGCACAGGAAACAUCAAAUUGUGCCAGAAUGCCAGUACAGACAAAGAGGAGGAGGCUGUGAUUGUGGAUAUGAAUGAAGCUGUGUGUUUGACCUUUGCUCUCCGCUAUCUCAACUUCUUCACCAAGGCCACACCCCUGUCACCACAGGUGACUCUGUCAAUGUCCCAGGAUGUACCUCUGGUGGUGGAGUAUAAGAUCGCUGACCUGGGCUUCCUCAGAUUCUACUUAGCUCCAAAGAUUGAAGAUCAGGAGGCAGAGUAA